Trichosurus vulpecula (common brushtail) is the source of this 501-nucleotide messenger RNA. Its product is annotated as neutrophilic granule protein-like. Gene Ontology annotation, molecular function: lipopolysaccharide binding. The transcript is spliced from 4 exons. The record is from RefSeq and is a predicted model, not a curated record. NCBI's taxonomy places the organism in Eukaryota, Metazoa, Chordata, Mammalia, Diprotodontia, Phalangeridae. Gene Ontology annotation, cellular component: extracellular region. Gene Ontology annotation, biological process: antimicrobial humoral immune response mediated by antimicrobial peptide; defense response to Gram-negative bacterium; innate immune response. Bases 1 to 501 code for a protein of 166 amino acids.
AUGGAGAGUACUUGGAGGGUCUUGCUGCUGCUGGGCCUGGCCACAGCAGUCAUAGCUGUACCUAGAAGAGGGCUGACCUUCAGGAGUGCUUCAGUCUUGGCUGCAAGGAGGUUUAAUCAGAACUUGAAUGAAGGAGCAAAGUAUCGAGUUCUGGAGUCCAGUCUUUCCACCCCAGACUCACCUCUCACACUGCCAUUGACAUUCAGAAUAAAGGAAACAGAGUGUCCUUCAUCAGAGCAGCAGGACCCAGAAACCUGUGCCUUCAAAGAGAAUGGACUGGAGAAGCAAUGUACAGCGAAGUUCACCAGGCUGACUCGUACGGGGCUUGGUUCUGUCGAAUGUGAGGAUGUUGGCAAUGGCAGUGACAAUGCUCCGACGGUUCGUUCUAAAAGAUCUUCAUCCCUUGAAGAAAUUGACAUCGACUCCCUUCCACCCAAAGUUAAAGAGAUAUAUUACCGGGGCAUAGAUGACGCAAUAGGUGGAAUCUUGAGGAACUUCUAA